Molecule: messenger RNA, 435 nt
Organism: Chara braunii
Lineage: Eukaryota; Viridiplantae; Streptophyta; Charophyceae; Charales; Characeae
Source: the annotation of a GenBank genome assembly
GUAGAACACAACCGCUCGCCGACUGACCAGUCGUGAAGCCGAAAGCUCCACGGCGAUGGCAACGACUGAACUGGCGCUUCGAAAGAUCGGUGAUGACUACGAUGGCGGCGAUUGCGAUGAUGGCGAGGAUGGCGACAAUGGCUCGGAAGGCGACGAUGGUGAACACGACGACGACGGCGACGACGGUGACGAUGGCGAUGCAGAAGAAAAGCACGCGGCGCAGUCCACGACGAUCGUGCUGACGAUGGUGAUGAUGGCGGCGAUCGCUCUGACAAUGGCGAUGAUGGCGAUGAAGAUGACAAUGGAGGUGAUGAAGACCGAAAGCUACGAUGACGAGGAUGGCAGCGAUGGCGACGUCGUGUUGUCGACUCAACGACAAUCACUUGCACAUUUCGCGGCGGGAUGAGGGCGGUCGACUUCGCGCGCAAGGCGGCG